Xyrichtys novacula (pearly razorfish) is the source of this 11229-nucleotide messenger RNA. The record is from the annotation of a GenBank genome assembly. NCBI's taxonomy places the organism in Eukaryota, Metazoa, Chordata, Actinopteri, Labriformes, Labridae.
AUGAGUGAGCCGACACAUCAAGAAGGAGCAUUUCGUUUUCAGAGGAGGAAGAAAGCUCAAAGUGAGUGCCAAUACGUUUAUCUUCCCCCGUCUUUCAUUUGCUUUGCUAGCAUUUGGAGCUAACAGAGGCUAAGUGACCUGGCGAACUCAAACUAGUUUGGUGAAGUUGUCUGUGAGAGAAAAAAGACCUGUUCAAUCUGUCUUUGAGUCGUAACGCUGCGUCUUGACAUUGAGAUCCAACAAGAAGUGAGUGUUGUGCGUAUUUAGUCGUUGUCUGAUAGGAUUAGGUGUAGCUUAGAGUCUGCAUUGUUAGCCUGCCAAACUUGAUAUCAUGAUGCCAAGUCAGGUGUUGAUGACAUGAGCAGUCUGGCUGCUUGUUGUCAUGGAAGCUUCAUGAGGGCAUUAUAGGAGGUACAACUCCACCACUGCUGAUCAUCGACGUGAUCAUGUUUAAGACCUUUCAGUUAUUUCCACAUCUGUGCACCUUCAUUAUCAAACUCAACAGAUUUGUUAUAUUUCAAGUUAAACACUAACUUAGUUUUUCAUUGCAGGGGACGAAAAGUCAGUGUUUCUUUGCGUUGCUCCUCCUCUUUAAUUCUUGAAUAAUAGUUGCAUCAAAACAGAGAUGUUUCUGAUUAAAUCUUACUCCAAUAAAAGUGGCAGAAAUCUCAAAUUAAAAUGCUGUUAUGAAAUGGUGAUAUGGAUCCAUGUGUCACUAAUUGAAUUCUAUCCUUGAUAACUGACAUUUCUUUUAGUUAGCCUACUUAUCCUGCAGUUUUCUGUCUAAAUUAAAGGGAUAUUCUGGUGUAAAUUAAGUUAGGGUCAAACACACAGUAACACCGAGUUAGAAACCCAGUCGAGAGAUGAAUGAACAUUUAUGAUCAUUAUUUUAUCAUUUCCUUUAAGUAAUAAUCACCGUUUUAAUCAUUUUGCACUGUAGAAGAGGUAGUUCUUCUACCUUAGUGUCUCGGUCUGAUUGCAUUACCAUGAAAAAAAUGAUCAUGAAUGUUCUUCCUUGAGCUGCGACGCCCCGCUGUAGUCGAUGGGCUCGCCCGGAGGUCUCCGUACAAACAAGCGGCUGCUGGAAGAGAGUAGGUGAGUUGUGCUAAAGAAAUCAGACAAAGUUAAAAAGAUGUUUGGUGGCUAGUACUGUGGCUGGUACCCUAUAUGUACUGUUGAUGAAGUUAGGCGCUGUUUUAAGCAUUAUUUGUGGCUAUAGAGUGGUGUUUUGGUUGAGCGUAUGUCUCUCUGUAUUGCUAUCGUGCGGUCGUUUCUAAAGCAGCCGGCAACAUUCAUCUCUCAACGAUGUGUUUGACCUUAACCUAAUUUUAUGCCGGAAUAUCCCUUUAAGGGUCUCUUUUUGACUUUAUGCUCUGCAGACAUGGAGGCAGAUGGUGUGAGCAUAUGGCCGCGCAUGGAGCCCUUCUUACUGGGUGCCUUGCAGGUAAAAUAUUCUUUAUAUCUAUCAAUUGUACACCAUUUUCCAGCAGAAGCAAAUGUUAAAACUAGACUUUAAUGACUCAACAGGUGGCUCCACCCUCCAAGCUCAGCCUGCACUAUCUGCGCAAGAUGGCGACCUACGUUCGAACGAGGGACGGCUGUUUCCCCAUUUUGAGCUGGUGCAUGUGGAGACACAUUGCCUGUGGAAAACUUCAGCUCCCAGAAGACCUUGCAUGGCUGUACUUUGAGACCUUUGACCUUCUUAUAGGCCACAGUCCGGAGGAGAGGCUGGAGUGGGCUGAGUGUCUCUCCCAGUGCUCUUCAAAAAGUGAGCUGGACCAUCAAAGGACGAAGGUGAACACAAAAACAGGAAAGGGUGGAGCAUGUGUGCAAGUGACUCAAUAAACUUAGCAAUGUAAUCCUAUCUCUUUUCAUGAGGUUAUGCUGCUUAUUGUAAGGUUGUGUUUUGCCUGAGGCAGAGGUUUGUGUUGUUGUAACUCUUCUCUACAGAUUGACUUGCUCCUUCUUUUCUUACUCCAGCUGUCUGUGGACACACUGCAGUUCCUCCUCUUCCUCUACAUCCAGCAGCUGAACCGUGUGUCUCUGCGCACCUCCCUGAUCGGCGAAGAGUGGCCAAGUCAUCGCACUCGCUCCCCGUCUCCGUCGGAUCGAGAGGCCAAAACCAGCUCUCAGAACAAGGUCCCUGCCCAAAAAGACACUGACAUCUGAGACUGCAAUCAUCUUUUGUUCUUUUGUGUCACCUUUUAAAAUGCAGGUGUCACUUGUCAUCUCUCUUCUUUUAAAUCUGACACUUGUCUUCCUUUUUGUGUCUCCUGGGGUCAGCAGAACUGGGACGAUCAGGCUCACCUAUCAUUUGUUCAAAGCCACUUAGCGGAGAUCCUGGAGCUGCUGGUGGAGCCGGGUCAGCUGUCACAGUCUGGACAAGCCCUUCGAGACUGUCAGGUCUGUGAGCACAGAUUUCUACAGCAUCAAAGUUAAAGAAACUGCAACAAAACACUUCAUCGAAACUGUAUCACAUGAGAUAUUUGUAUAGAUCCACAAUAAUCUGUUUUUGAACCCCUUGCUUUAUAAGAGCUUUAAGUAGCAUCAGCCUGUAUAUGCACACUUUCACAGUUUUAACAGCAAACUACACCCAAGGCCACACUGAGCUGCAUUUUUAAAGGACUAAAAGCUAAAAAACACUCCACUGAACUCUGCAUGCUCAGCAGCAGACAGCUAGAAACUACAUGUGAUCAUAGUGGAGCAUUAAGCUGCUAAAGAGUACAGUUAGAAGAGAAUAAACUCUGGAUUUAAAGAUUCAGGUUGGCAAGGAGCUCCUAAAAUAUGUCCAUUAUGGCGCCCCUCUUUGGAUUAACCAUUGCUCUCUACGUGGUUAAGUUAUGUUUUUUGAUGAGAAAUCUUAUCCUGCAUCUUAAAAGUGAUUGACAAUGCAUGAACUAAACUUCAGUGAAGAGAUGACUCCUCAUAUCCUCGAGUACAUCUUCACUGAUUUCAACAUUUCUUAAUUUCCCAGAUAUCCCUGGAGGCUGUGCGGAGUCUCGGUUUGCUCUUAGAGGGUUCAGCAAGUCAAAGCAAAGUUGUUCAUCCGGUCCACAGGCUGCUGAGUAAAGGUCCACUGCAGACACAAGCCGGCUACUCCUCUCUCACCCGCUCCUUCCCCCUGCACAAGUUACUCUCCACCCUGCAGCACAGCCUCACACUCAACCCGUUCGGGAUGACCGCCUGUCUGCGUUCAGGCAAGAAACUAGCCUGGGCUCAACAAGGUAAGAGAUAUCUGCAGGUGAAGACAAAAACACAAGAGUUAGAGCCGUUAUAGUCUGUAUUAUUUUUCUUUUUUUGUGUGUCACAGUGGAGGGGGCCAUGAAGAGAGCAAAAAUAGCUCGAAACACCCACAUGGCUCCACCCGGCAGCAGGAUGGUGUUGAUGUCUCAAGUCUUUAAACAGACUCUGGCUAAAACCUCAGACAAGCUGACAGGGGCCAAUAUCAAGAUCCACAGAUGUUCAGAUGCCUUCAUAUACCUGCUGUCGCCUCUCAGGUAAAAUCUGAAUCCUGUCCUUUUUCUCAUGCGUCCAUUUUUCUCAUUUCUAGAUCUUUGGGACCUGUGUAACCUGGUUUGUUUGGUUUCAGAUCAGUCAGCGUGGACAAAUGCAGAGACACCGUUGUGGUUUUGGGUCCUGUUGAGACCAGCGUCCACAUCCAUGGCUGCCAGAACGUGCGGCUAGUGUGUGUAGCCGGCAGAAUCGUUAUUGGAGCCUCUUCCUGUUGCAUCGUCCACGCCUUGACGCCCACACGCCCUCUGCUCCUACCAGGAAACACGGACAUCACCCUGGGGCCUUUCCACACUUUCUACCCCUCCCUGGAGGAUCACAUGGGAAGCGUUGGGCUGGCUGUGGUCCCUAACGCCUGGGACCGACCUUUACUCUUGGGCACAGAGGGCCUUAACCCUUCACCCAACGCUUCAUCCAGCCAUGACCCUGCCUGCUACCGCCUGCUGCCUCCCGCCGAGUUCCACACUCUGGUCGUGCCUUUCAACAUGGAGGGGGACACCUGCGAGGUCCCGGGGGGGUUACCGCCUCUCUAUCACGCCGCGGUGGAGGAAAAGCAGAAGAGGAUCCAGAACUGGCAGAAGACUGUGAUGGAGGCUCGGCUGAACAAGUGAGUGGCUGACUCGGUUAUUAAUAAGUAGAAGAAUAUUGACUUUGUAAAAAGCACUUAAACAUCUCUGUGAUCUAUAUUUGAAUAAAAAAAAGGCUUUGAUUCCAUUAUCCAGCGGGCUAUUUUGAUCAGUGGAAAAUAAUAACCUAAAAGCCAUCAAAAAGAUCAAUGAGAAUGUGAGUCGGCCUCUCAGCUGGUGGGAUAAUGCUGAGCUCAGAAAACUCACUCCAGGGGCUCCACACUGACUCUGACUGGACAAAAAUCUCCACACAACGCUGUAAGGAGGGCCUUCACUUAAUUUCUGCUCUUGACUGUAGAUAGGAGGGAAACGGCACAGAGAAAAUGGUCGGCGAAACACUGCUAGAAGACUGAUUUUAACAGUCAUAUUCGAACCCUGAUAAUAACUUCUGCAGCACAACACCUUAAGCUCGCAAAAUUUCCCCCCUAGAGGCUCUAUUCCUGUCCAACUGAAGCUCAUUUAUUUAGAGAUUGAUACUCCGACAUAUAUUUUUUGUACUUUUCUGUUGAAUCUAAUCUCAAGUUUUUGGAUAACUCUUUAAUAACAGCCUGCUAUAGAAAGGGAUUUAAAAAUAAAACAUGUUUGAUAAUCUAAAGUUCACCUGCUCUUUUUUUUGAACCCCCGCUGUUUUGUUUCUCAUUUCUGUCUGAAGGGAGCAGAAGAAAAAGUUCCAGGAGCUUGUGGAGAUGAAGUUCCACGAGUGGCUGCUGGAAACGGGACACAGGCAGGAACUAGACAGCCUGAUCCCCCCGACGUUUACCUCUCUGACUGACUCUAACGGACCUGCAGCAGACACUCAAGUCAAGGACAGUAAACCUUUGAGGAAUGGACGAGCAGUGGGAGAGUCACCUCUGGCUUGUUGACCUGUUUGUUUUGGAGUGUGUUAGAUAUCACAGGUCUCGGUAACACCUGGAGCUCCUGUGAGUAAACAGAAAAACACGCUGUAGUUUAAUACAUUGGUGGAUAUUUACAGUUCACUCAGGCACAUCUGGAGCUGAUGAUGCUGCUUUGAGAGGUGAACCACUUACUCAGACGGUAUGAAAAGGCAGCUAAGUGCUUAACACACCUAAACAAGGUAGGGAGUGGACUGGCAUGUUGUAAAACAAGAUCGCAGCACUGCUGUAGGUUGAAAAAAGACGCAGGUGAUGCAGAACAGCACAGGCCCUUUAAAGGGACACUGCUGAGGACCAAGAAAACAAAGCACUGACAAACAUGCUCAGAUUGACUUCGAAACAAGGUCACUGAAAAGCUGUUUUUCAUUCAAAAUAUAUAAAUAUAAGAAACAAGUAAUCCCACAUUCUUGAGCAAAAAAGAAGUAAAUAUAUUUUCUAAGAUCCCAAACUUUUGGAGUUUGUCCCGUCUGAUGAUGGAAAUCGGGGGAAGCUGCUGCUGAAUUAGCUCUAGCUUCAUGGAAACAUUGAUCACUGUGAGAAGUUUGUCUCUCUUCUCUAAGGUCUAAAAUGAUUCUCAGCAUUUUCCCCUCACUGUUUCCAUGUACGUUAUGUGAACUUUUUAUUGUCUAAAAAAUAUAUAUAUAACUUCCAGUAAGUGAAUGCAACACUUUGUAGGCGUGCUAAUAUGUCCUUAACACAAAGUUACAAGCUCAGGUCAUCAUAUUUUCCUUCUACAUGUGUUAGAACUGAUUAAUUUUUAGACAUUUUUCAUUAUGGGGGAAAAAAAGAGGGUUAUUUAAAUGAAUUGUUUCAGGUACAUGAUCACAGCGUCCACACUUAAUCUCUUUAAAUAUGACUCUACAUGCUGGCACCACCGUCCACGGGCUCAACCUUUUCAGCGAGUUGUAUUUUUCUGUCACAGCCUGGCUAUUGAUCACACAGCGGGGGGUUUUUCUCCAGCUUUCAAAUGGAAACAUCUGCUCUGACAGAGAGUGCUGUUCAGCUGAGCAGAGUACAACCUGAAAGAGCUGCAUCACUGCCUGCAGAUGUAUACUCUAGUUUCUUCAAUAAGAUAUAUAGACGUGCCAAAUGAGGCAGAACUUAUGUCCAGAUGCCGCCUGAAUGUUCAUUUAUUUUUGUAUGAAUUAAAGAGUGUAAAUAUGUAUAUUUUGGCUUUAUUUUUUCAUAAAUCCGCCCUGUUCACACAGCUAGCAUUAAAAUCCUCUAAGUGUAUUUCAGGCCUUUAGCUUCCUGUUGAACACUGUCAUUCUUGGUUCAUUUGCUUGUGGGGAUAAUUACACACUUGAAGAGGAAUAAAUAUUCACUGUCAAAGUAUUACUGUGUAUUUAAAUGCCGGAGUGUCACUUAAUUUUCUUACUGAAUGUGACUUCACUGUAAAAUGCCUUUCUGCUGUCACUAACCAGUCUAAUGUUUCGAACCAGAGCACCUCUUUACAGCUGCUAGAUGAAGAGAAAAAUAGAUUUAGAUUUUUAAUGAUUUAAAAGGAAUAAAGUUUUGUAAACAACCUGGUUUGUCUCUGUUUGUAUGUUUUUAGCAGUUAACAGGAUGCAUUAAAUUUGGUUCGUCCUAAAACUUACAACAGUUAUUGUCAAAUAUACAUUUUAUAGCACUUAAAAUCUGGUGGUAGUUGUUUUCUAACAGUGAUGAUAUUGCUUCUGAUCAUUUCGGCCAAUAAAGCAGCACUGCAAAAAAAUGGACAUGGCUGAUUUCUCCACAGUGGAAGUCACCGCAUAGGCCCAGAAACAGUUGUCUGGGGGUACAUGUAUUUAAUGGAAUUAUCCCAUUAUUUUUUUUAUCGUCUUCAGUGAAUUAAUCCCAAACUGGUACCUAUAUAACAUAGUGAGUAAGGCCCAGUUAUCCUAAUUUUACAUGAUUUCUUCUCAAAAGUAUGAUAAAAAAUUAUAACAGUAACCAAACAAUGACAGUUGUGUCGUGCUAUAAAUACUCUGUGAGAGACUGUGAGCUAAUAGUUCAACAAUUUCAGAAUAAUGUCCAUGAGUGUAAAAUGUGAAAGAGUGAGUGGAUUUCAUCCUCAGGGAAUCUGGAGAAAUGAUGCAGCACAACGGUAAACAUGCCCUGGUCUCAACAGCUGGCAUCAAAUGUAAAAUGUUUAUCAUUCCUCAAUGAAAAAAAAAACAAAAUUUAAUUUUUAACAUUUGAUGUGUUGUCUUUGCAUUUUUUUUUUUUAGAUUAAAAGGCUUUAAAUUCUUUGCAAACCAUCCAAUUACGUCUCCAUUGGAAUUGUACUCACCAGUGAUGGCAGAUGGGCAGAGAUGUCAGACAGAGUUUGAGUCUUCAGUUCCUUGAUUGAAACAAACUCAAAAGACACUGAGGUUGCAAACACAUUAAGAGGCAAGUCACACGUGGCUUAAAUGAAAUGCAAUCGAGCUUGACAUUCUGUAAAUUUGCCAAAAAACUCUGAAACUGUAUACAGUUUAAAACCUACUUUUAAAGCAGAGGUUGCUCUUUUAUUGUUACAUCGCUGGGAUCUGCAGUUGGAAGCAGAACAUAGAAAACUCAGUUUGGCACAAACUCUGCAAGGUUUGAAAAAUUUGGAAACCUCUGCACUGCAGUUAAAUCCAUGAGAAAUAUGGUGUUUUAGUCCAUUUUUUUGCAAAAGUAGUUUCAUACUUUUCAUGCAAUUGCAUUACAACAUUAUAAGAUGUAAGUUUUUGAUGUGAACAUUUGCAUUAUUCUUAUAUAAGCUGAGAUUUCUUGAGUCCAUGUAUUAGAUAUUCCUUAAAAUGAACAUAAAAGCUAUAAAAAGCUGAAUAUGUGAUAAAAGCAUGAAAAUAUUUGCACAUUGAGGGUCUUAUUGUGCAAGAGUGACUUUGAUUUUGAUGCUUUCAUUUAUGCUGCUGCUAAUAUUCACAUGUUUAUUAAUAUACUAUUUUUAAAUGGAGGGUCCUGAACUUGUAUCGGGGUACUGCUGCACUUUAACUCAGGUCAAGGAUCUGAAUUCUCCUUCCUGCUGCUCUGUCUGGAUUCUUCCACAAGGCAGAAAGAAGUCCUGAGUUGGCAGGUCCUCACCAGGUGGGGGCAAGCUGGUGGAGCUGGCAUGUGUGACAUGGUGCGAGAGCUGGAGCUGGGGGUGGGCACUGGACCCAGCCAGUACAGUAGUGGGGGUCAAUGGACGCUAACCGUGCCCGGCCAUUAUGCCGUAAUCCUUCCUCGCUUUUCUGGAAAAACUGAAUAGCACUAGAAUCACUGACUCAAUUUUUGGAUCUCAUUUUCAUGACAAAGCGAUUGUUCCCCUUUUACCUCCACUGUUUCUGUUUAUGAACGUGGGAACGAUGGGGGUAUAAAAGGGAGCGGAGAGGGCACAGAGCAACAUCGAGACCUCAGGGGAACAACCAGCUCCACCAGCAGCAGCACCACCGGCAUCUCCCAACAGCACCGGGAAACAUUCAAUUCAAGAUGGGCAGGGUGAGUUCAGAAUUACCUGAACUGGUGGUCUAGGACUGAUCCUGAGGUUCUGGUUUAGAGGGCCCAUCUCUGAGGAUGGGUGUCCAUUGAUUGGUCUGGUUGUGUUGGAGGUUUCUGCCUCUUCAAGUCUUUGAUACUGAUGUUGAAUAAUGUUUCUCUUUAAAUGACACAAAGAAUUUUUGUAGUGUGUUACUGCUGUAUAAAUUAAGAUAGACAUGUUGAUUUAAGGCCUUGAAGUGGUUUGAGUUGUGGUUUUCGGUUGUGAAACUGAGAUGUGAUCAAAAAGAAACCGUAACCAAAUCUUGUUGCUGUUUUUGGUGACGCUCACACUGACAACCAUCUUCCCCAGAUUGUCUUUUUCGAGGACAAAAACUUCCAGGGCCGUCGCUAUGAGUGCGACAGCGACUGCUCUGACUUCCACACCUACCUGAGCCGCUGCAACUCCAUCCGGGUGGAGAGCGGAGCCUGGGUGGUGUAUGAGAGGCCCAACUACAUGGGCUACCAGUACGUCCUGACCAGGGGAGAGUACCCAGAAUACCAUCGCUGGAUGGGCCUCAAUGACCGCCUCAGCUCCUGCAAACUGAUCCACUUUGUAAGUCAGUGAUUACCUGUGAUCUGACCGGAUACACAGUACACCUGUUUUAUUUAGAGUGUGCAGAAUUCACAUGAAGGAGCCUGACUUCUGACAUGUAAUCAGAGGAUAGUGCAUAGGUUAUAGAUAUCUACUUGAGGGAUAUAUUGGCUUUAAACUGUCACUUAUCAAAAUAACCAUUUCUACCUGGAGCAAUCUGGAGUUAUUUUUUUGUUUACCAUUGACUUUUAUUCAAUUUUCGGUAUCAAAGUUAUUUAAUUAUAAAUCAGCAUAGCCAAUGUAAAGUUUGACAUUUAAGUGGUUUUUAUAACUAAUGCCUGAAACAAGUAAUAAUAUUUCAAUAGUGGAAAUAUUAAUUCGAGCCAUCUAUAACUCCAUAUAAGGCAAUUUUUUCUAUUGACUUCCAUUAAAAAUCAGCUCCAUAUUAAAUCUAUAAAAAAGGUAAUUCUUACCAUUGACUUCCACUCAAAAUCACCCUCAAAUAUCUCAAACAGAGUUUUAAGUCUUAUUCCUAGGUGGUAUAACGAUCAUGCACUUAUAAUGUAAGCUACCUGAACAGAGAAAGCUGAGAAGUCAUAUCCUUGUUCAAAAUAUUUCAAACCAAUGUUACAACUGCUUUGUGUACACCUGAAGCUGCAGGUGUACCCCUUCAAAAAUGGCUCUUUCACUUGAUAAAAUGUCUUUCCACUGUGAAAAACAGACUUGAUCGGGGUCAGCUUUUCAGCUUCAGUCUUUCUGUUUACUGUUUACUCUGUCAGUGUCACUCUGACAGUCACAGAUAGAAGCCACAGAGUGUAGGUCAGAGAGCCUGUUGAUGCUAACGGUGACUGCAGGGCUCUGUCGAUGCAGACGGAUAAUCUGGGUCAGUCUAUUUGUUUGACUAGAGUCUGGGUUCACGGACCAACAGCCUGCAGGCACAUCCAGGGCUUUCAUACAAAAAUCAAACUCCUUCAUAGACGCUGCAUGUAUCAUCCUUCUGCUAAUUAUAACUGUAAACGAGACCUUAAAGAAAACGAUAACAAGGGAUGGUGUCAGACUGAGUAAAUCUAAGUGAUUCUGUGGAUCAAGACAGAUACAUGGACCAGCUAGUUUCUGCAAAGCUAGUUUGCUGUGAUGUGAAAGACAAAGCUACAAACUAAAGCUCUUGCAUUUGGUCAAUAUAACAAGCCAAUAUUGACUUGUUAUUGAUCUUUAUCUGUUUUCAAUGCCCUGGUUUAAAGACUUUUCCUUUCACAUACAUUUGUAAAAGGGAUGUUGUUAAUUAAAAGUGGUGCCACUUUUAAAGGAGAGUGUGCUGCAACCUUGUAGUUUACAAUACUAAAUAAAUCCCCAUAUAUUUCGAUAGUUGUUUUAUUUUUUUGUGGUAUUUUCCAGCAGAACUAGCUAAGUUGUUGGUUUUUGUCACUUUAAACUUAAAAAGUUUUUGGUUUUAAAUAGUUUGUGAGAAGAUGGAGCUGGGAUAAUAAUUUUGUUUUCAGCUAGAGUUGGAUAGAUGCCCUAUGUUCAGCAUUUUGGGCCUUUGUAAAUCAUAUUACCUGAUUCUGAUGACAAAGUUUAAAUAUCUAGUUGACUAAAUGUGCACAUCCCUUUCCUGUAGUCCAAGCUUUUCUUCUUUAGUAAGCGUCACAAAAAACUCUUUUGGUUUCUAGAAGAAACAUUUUACUCUGUUGUUCGAUACAAAUCUCAUCCCCCCAUAUAUCCCUCCUUCUCCUUUUUUCUCACCUCACAUCCCCUUCCUUUUCUACCCCAACCCUCUGCACUAAAUGCCGCCUCCAACCCUUCAUCCACCACUCUCCACACGCUACCUCUCCCCAUCUUUCUCCCACCCAUUUCAACCCCUCCUCGUCUACCUCCCCUCCUCGCUCCCUCCUCCACCCACUCCUUCCAGGCCAGCGGGACCAUGUACAAGAUGCAGCUGUAUGAGAAGACAGACUUUGGGGGUCAGGCCUAUGAGACAUCCGAGGACUGCCCUUCUCUUCAGGAUAAGUUCCGCUGGAAGGAAGUUAACUCCUGCAAGGUCUACGACGGCUGGUGGGUCUUCUACGAGCACCCCAACUACCGCGGACGCCAGUACUUCCUGGAGAAGGGAGAAUACCGCAAACCCGGAGACUGGGGCGCUGUCAGUCCCGCCGUCCAGUCCUUCAGGCGCUUCACCGAGUGA